Molecule: messenger RNA, 1998 nt
Organism: Solanum stenotomum
Lineage: Eukaryota; Viridiplantae; Streptophyta; Magnoliopsida; Solanales; Solanaceae
Product: suppressor protein SRP40-like
Exons: 3
Coding region: 215-1681 (488 amino acids)
Molecular function (GO): calmodulin binding
Source: RefSeq, a predicted model, not a curated record
UAAAUUUGUCAUUUCUACCAAUAAGAUCAAAGCUUCUUUCUUAUUCCCUUCUUUCCCACAAAACAAAUUUUAACCAAUUGUUUGGGGUCCCUCUUCCUUGCAUCAAAGUAAAAGGACGCCAAACGUGUGAAGUUGACGGUUCAAAAAGCACUCUGGUACUUCUUGCUUUCAGGUCCCGGGGUGUUGAUUUGCUAUUUCAUUUCCUUCUCUUACAAUGGCUGAUGGAAUACCUGAAAACCUGGAGAAAAUCGAGCCUAUAGUAAAUCGUGUAAGAAGGAAUUCAACUGGAAGUGUAGGCUUUGAAAUGGGAGGAUACAAGGUCUUGUCACGUUAUCUUGACGUUCCAAGAAGUUCAUGCCAUGAUAUGUGCAAACAUGGUUAUGAACAUGAUUCUCCAACAAAGGCAAAGAUUCCUCGGCCCUCAAGAGCAACAUUAGGGAAAAUCCCAGAAAGGAAGAAAGUACCAGGCUCAACUAAACUACCUUCAGAGAUCAAGAGCCAGACAACUUGCCAAGUCAAUGGACAGGAAAUACAAUCGUCCACCAAAAGAGUAGCACCUUCUGUAAAUCAACAAAGUGACUCCAAGCUUAAGCCUUUGGAAGAAAAUGCAUCAAGAAGGCAUCAAAGAAGAUACAGUGACAACUUUAUACCUGGGAGUUCUUCGAAAGUUCAAGAGUCUCUAUCGAAUGGAUCUAGCAGUAGACAAAACCACAGCUGUAAAAUGGAGAACGACGGUGGGUCCUCAGAGCUAAGUAAGAAAAAGAGUGUUGUUACCUCAACUGUUUCAUUGUCUCCAAAAUCUUCUGUGAAAAAAGUAUCGAGCACAACAUCCAGUAAUAACUCUCCCAGAAAGGCUUCUCAACUUAACAGUAGGACUAGUCUUGCACCAAGCAAGACUGGGAAAAUCAGUCAUGAAAAUGUGACAAAGAAGACGUCGCAUCAUAGAGAAUCAAAGACUAAAAGCAACACUACAGGUAUUUCCCAGGAAAAUAGUAAGGCCAAAGAAUCCUCUUUGCAUAGAGAUGGUCCAAAACGAGGAAAGACAGCUUCAUCAUCCCUUUGUUCCCCAUCAUUUUCACCAUCUUCAGGUGGUAGUAACUCAAGAAAUAUUGACACCACUACCCAGUCGUCCGUUUCCUCAUGUUCAUUGAUGUCACCAUCAUCAAACUCAGCAAAUGAGUCUGCUCACUGUGAUGAAACAAGCUCUAGCACCAGUCAAAAUGGAACUACAACUCAGAAGCAAGGCACAAAACCUCGGAAAGCUGGACAAGUUGGCUUAGAAAAUGAAGAUUGCAAUCCUAAACUGCUCAAGUUCAAAAAAGGGAAGACAAUUGAUAUCCAAUCUGAGAAUGACAGUCCGCGGAAACAAAAGUUGAGGCAAGUCACCAUAAAAGAUAAGGGCGAAAAUGAAAAUGGUAAUCUAAUAGGAAAAGGCUUGAGAAAAUUCACUGCUGAUGGCCAUUCAUAUGCUGCGAAAGACGAAGUUGUGACAGUAAAUCUUCGAUCCAAUGGUAUAGAGGAUUCAAAAGAAACUCCAAGUUUGUUCAACAACGUGAUUGAAGUUACGGCAAGCAAGCUUGCCAAGACUAGGAGAAGCAAGGUCAAGGCUCUGGUGGGUGCUUUUGAAACUAUAAUCUCCCUUCAGGAUCAAAAAUCCUCUCCAGUAAUUGGAAGAUCAUAACUUACAUUUCUCUUUACAGAAGGAAUCUGUCCGCCAGGUGGAUUCCAAGCAAUAUUCUGUAUGAUAAUACUUUGUUACUGUCCUUGUGACUAUUACUUUAGGUAGUUGUAGGGAUUGAUCACUCAAAUUUGAUUUCUAAUCGAGUUAAUGAGUGCUUAGAACAGUCUAAUCAGAGAAAUUUGGUUGAGCUUAAGACAUUCUUCGAUGAGUAACUCACCCAUGUAAGCUUUCAGUAGCUGAGGCACUUGUUAGCAUAUUAAGUCUUAACAUCAAGUAUUGGUUUUAUUCUGCAUAACAGAAUAGUCCAGACUUUAAAA